This is a messenger RNA of Lepidothrix coronata (blue-crowned manakin), 992 nucleotides long. RefSeq names its product CD164 molecule like 2 (gene CD164L2). The coding region runs from base 1 to 516 and encodes 171 amino acids. The record is from RefSeq and is a predicted model, not a curated record. Gene Ontology annotation, cellular component: cytoplasmic vesicle. The transcript is spliced from 5 exons. NCBI's taxonomy places the organism in Eukaryota, Metazoa, Chordata, Aves, Passeriformes, Pipridae.
AUGGAGCUGAGGGUCCAACCUCAACUCCAGAGCCAGGGGGACAGAUGCUGGCCCUGCCCUCAUCCCUUUUCCCUGGAUUUGGCAGGAGAGUGUGGCGAGCUGAGGUCCUGUGAGACAUGUACGGCUGUCACCCCCUCACACAACACCACCGGCUGCGUCUGGGUGGGCUGCGGGACCCCUGAGGAGCCAGAAACAGGGAGCUGUGUGCAGAGAGGGGCAGCAACACGGGAGACCUGUGCACUUUACAACACCAGCACCCUGUGCCGAGCUCUGAAGUCCCCCACAGAAGAGCCUCCACGGUCCCACAGCAAGGAGCCAGUGACACACUCCACAAGGACCACCACCACUAGUGCCCCGCUGACGGGCAGCCCCGAGUUCCACCCGCCCGGCUUCGACACGGCCAGUUUCAUCGGCGGCAUCGUGCUGGUGCUGAGCGUCCAGGCCGUUGUCUUCUUCGUCAUCAAGUUCAUCAAGUCGAAGGACAGCACCUACCAAACACUAGAGGACAACCAGUAGGUUCUGGGUGCUGGUGGCCAUGGGGAGGGGGUGCCCUCCCUGCACCCCCGGAGCUUCACCCUUCCCUCGCACCUCCCCAGGGAGGGGAGUGUGGCGUGGACCCUCUCCCCUGGUUUGCAUGUCGGGUGUUUCCCACCUGGUUUGCUGUUUUCCUGUGAGUCGUUAGUGGUGGAAGGGAAGGGGGUGUCCCCCCUUUGCCCCCUUUUCAGGCACGGAGCCCCUUGGGGGGUGCAGCUGAUGUACAGCCCCUUCUGCCACCGGGGCGAGGUGCCUCCAACACCCCCAGUCCCACCACAGCAGGGUGCAGCCCCCCCUCACCCCGAGCGUCCUCGACAGGACAGGAGCUGCAGGGCUCCCAGUUUGGCCCCAGUUAGCACCCAGCACCCACCUCGGCAGCCCCUGCCCUGUUGCCUCUCCAAAGAUCAGGGGCUAGCUGGGGUGGUCUCUCUCUCUCCUCUCCACCCCUCUUCUCCUGG